GAAAGAAGGAAUAAAAUAAAAUGUGAAAAACGGAGUAAACAGUCUGUUGUGGAGUGGAACUGAGGUCUGCCAAUUUGGGUCCGAACCCACUUGUGAAUCUGAUCUGGCGUGUUCAGGUGUCCUGAGACAGGGGGAGCUAUUUCUAAAAUGACUUCCUCAGAGGAGACCGAGACUGACGAUGGAACCCACGGCCCUGCGAGAAAGAGGAUUCACUGCUCACUGGAUUUAAGUCGUUCAGAAGAGAAGAGUUCAGAGAAACUGUCCUCCUCAGAACAGUCUCUCCUGCGCACUCUGAUGAAGCUGAAGAAGACUGAAAAGUUGAAACUGUUUCAGAGCCAUCUGAGUCAGGUUUGCCCAGAAUGCUUACAUAGGCUUGCUGAAGAUCCUUCUGUACUGGAUAAGCUUAUGAAGAUAAAGGAAUUGUUCAAGAGUCAUCAAAUUGCUGAUUACCCAGAAUGCACUGAGAGAGAGCAGGAGGAUCCUGAAGCCCUGUACAUAGUUGAGAAGAUGCUGGAGACCUGUGGCAUUGAGGGGUCUCUGAAGAUCACACUCCAUAUCCUGAGGAACAUGAAGAAGAAGGAUGUCACUGACCCACUGGAGAGAGAUGAGCAGCACAAUGAAUUCAAAGAAAGAGCCCAGCAGGCACUGAAAACUCAUCUGAAGAAGAGGUUUGAAUGCAUAUUUGAAGGUUUAGCAAAGCAGGGCCACCAGACCCUCCUCAAUGAGAUCUAUACAGAGCUCUACAUCACAGAGGGGGGAAGUAGGGGGGUCAAUGAUGAACAUGAGAUCAGACAGAUUGAGAUAGCAUCGACGAGACAAACCACACAUGAGACUGCAAUCAUCUGCAAUGACAUAUUUAAGCCUUCACCUGGACAAGAGAAACCAAUCAGAACUGUGCUUACAAAGGGCAUCGCUGGCAUUGGGAAAACCGUCUCUGUGCAGAAGUUCAUUCUGGACUGGGCAGAUGGAAAAGCCAAUCAGGACAUUGAUUUCAUCUUCACUCUUCCUUUCCGAGAUCUGAAUCUGAAAAAGGAGAGAGAAUUUAGUCUCAUGAAACUUCUGCAGCAAUACUAUCCACAACUGAAAGAGAUCAAAAGUUUUGAAGGUGAUGAAGUCAAAGUUGUGUUCAUCUUUGAUGGUCUGGAUGAGUGUCGACUUCCUCUAAAUUUCCAAAGCAAUGAGAUAUGCUGUGAUAUAACGGAGUCAUCAUCAGUGGAUGUGCUGCUGACCAACCUCAUUAAGGGGAAUCUGCUUCCCUCUGCCCUCCUCUGGAUCACCUCCCGACCAGCAGCAGCCAAUCAGAUCCCUCCUGAGUGCGUCCACCAGGUGACAGAGGUACGAGGAUUCAAUGACCCACAGAAGGAGGAGUACUUCACGAAGAGAAUCAGAGAUCAGAACAAGGCCAGCAGAAUUAUCUCACACAUAAAGUCAUCCAGGAGUCUCUACAUCAUGUGUCACAUACCAGUCUUCUGCUGGAUUUCUGCUACUGUUCUGGAGACAAUGUUGGAUAAAGUGAGUGGAGACCUGCCCAAAACUCUGACUGAAAUGUACACACACUUCCUGCUCAUUCAGACUAAUGUGAAGAAUGAGAAGUAUCCUGGCACCAAUGAGACAACCUCUAAGAAAAUGUCAGCAUCAAAUACAGAAAUCAUCCUGAAACUGGGGCAGCUGGCUUUACUACAGCUGAAAAGGGGCAAUCUGAUAUUCUAUGAAGAGGACCUGAGAGAGAUGGGCAUUGAUGUCAGUGAAGCUUCAGUGUACUCUGGGGUGUGCACAGAGAUCUUUAAAGAGGAGUGUGGGUUGGGUGAGGAGAAGGUCUACUGCUUUGUGCAUCUGAGCAUUCAGGAGUAUCUGGCUGCCUUGUUUGUGUUUCAUUCAUGUGUGAAUAAGAACAGAAAUGUACUCAGAGCAGAACAAUCAAAACCUCGCAGACGCAGAGUCAGAGUGCAGCUGUCUGAGUUACACAGGACUGCAGUGGAUCAGGCCUUAGAGAGUAAGAAUGGACACCUGGACCUUUUCCUCAGAUUCCUUCUAGGCCUCUCUCUGGACUCCAUUCAGACUCUAUUAGGAGGAAUACUGACACACACAGGAAGCAGAUCACCUGUACCAGUUCCACAGACACAGACAGGAAGCAGAUCAGAGAGCAUUGAGAAAACAGUAUUGUACAUAAAGGAGAUGAUCAAAAAAGAAUCUUCAGCAGAGAGGACCAUCAAUCUGUUCCACUGUCUCAAUGAACUGAAUGACAACUCUCUAGUGGAGGAAAUCAAGAAUUUCCAGAGAUCAGGAAAACUCUCUAAUGAAAAGCUGGAACCACACCAAUGUUCAGCCCUGGCCUUUAUGUUACUGAUGUCAGAGGAGAUCCUGGAUGAGUUAGACUUGACGACCUACAAAACAUCAGCAGCAGGUUAUCAGAGGCUGGUACCAGUAGUCAGGCACUGCAGGAAGGCCAUACUGAACGGCUGUGACCUCACAGAGAUGUCCUGUGAAAUUGUGGCCUCUGCUCUCCAGUCAUCAAACUCACCCCUGAGAGAUCUGGACCUCAGCAACAAUAACCUGGGAGAUUCAGGAGUGAAGCUGCUCUGUGCUGCACUGAUGAGUCCAAACUGUAAACUACAGAGACUGGGACUGAACAGCUGUGACCUCACAGAAAUGUCCUGUGAAAUUGUGGCCUCAGCUCUCCAGUCAUCAAACUCACCCCUGAGAGAACUGGACCUCAGCUACAAUAGCCUGGGAGAUUCAGGAGUGAAGCUGCUCUGUGCUGGACUGAUGAGCCCAAACUGUAAACUACAGACACUGGGACUGAACGGCUGUGACCUCACAGAGAUGUCCUGUGAAAUUGUGGCCUCUGCUCUUCAGUCAUCAAACUCAACCCUGAGAGAUCUGGACCUCAGCUACAAUAACCUGGGAGAUUCAGGAGUGAAGCUGCUCUGUGCUGCACUGAUGAGUCCAAACUGUAAACUACAGAGACUGGGGUGAGUAGUGCUGUGUACUGUGUGACCUUAACUAAAUAGAAUUAGUGAUUAUGGCUCUGUGCAGUGAAAUAUAUGAAGUGCUUUCUCUCUGUUUACUCCUAUGUCCACCAGAAUUCUUUCUUUGUCCACAUUGUUCUCAUCCCUCUCUUCUAACUGCUUUAGCACAACAAAGAAAAGCAGGAUAAACCCUCAUGAGUCUUAGGGUUGCCAGGUUUGUGGUUCUUGACCAGAAUGUAAGUUUUCAGUGGAGUCUGUAGUAUCAGGUCACAGGUGAUGACUGAAUGCUGAAUGCAUGAUUGACAUUGUGAAAUAUGGACCACUUCAGUUCAGUAAUAUGUUUCAAGUCGAUCAUAACAUAACAAAAAUGACAUAACAUAACAUAAUGAUGAGAAUAGGCCAUUCAGCCCGACAUGCUCACCGUUUUACUACCUACCACUAGUGCUAGGUUUACCUACAAACUAGAUAGUAUCCAGCAUCGUAUCAAGCCCGGUCUUGACAACCCCCAGAGUUUCUGCCUCUACUACAUGACAUGCGCCAAGCUAUUCUACACAGUGACUACUCUCUGUGUGAAAAAAUACUUCCUAACGUCGGUGUG
Anguilla anguilla (European eel) is the source of this 3567-nucleotide messenger RNA. Its product is annotated as NACHT, LRR and PYD domains-containing protein 3-like. The transcript has 8 exons. Gene Ontology annotation, molecular function: protein binding. The record is from RefSeq and is a predicted model, not a curated record. Bases 148 to 2976 code for a protein of 942 amino acids. NCBI's taxonomy places the organism in Eukaryota, Metazoa, Chordata, Actinopteri, Anguilliformes, Anguillidae.